This is a messenger RNA of Cercospora beticola, 1353 nucleotides long. Its product is annotated as vacuolar protein sorting family 37 protein. Gene Ontology annotation, biological process: protein targeting to membrane; protein targeting to vacuole; ubiquitin-dependent protein catabolic process via the multivesicular body sorting pathway. The record is from RefSeq and is a predicted model, not a curated record. Gene Ontology annotation, cellular component: ESCRT I complex. NCBI's taxonomy places the organism in Eukaryota, Fungi, Ascomycota, Dothideomycetes, Mycosphaerellales, Mycosphaerellaceae.
CAAGCGUGGGACGAACGCGCAACUCAUGCCCACCUUCGGAUCCUACGAAGACAUUCAUCUGCAUCCGACUAACAUCUUGCAGUCACCAUGGCGGACUAUGGCAUGGCGGCGUCCACGCCUCCUCCGCCUCCACCCAAACAGCAGUCGUCGUCAAACACGCCGCAGCCCCGAGGUCCCCCGCUCCCUCCACCACCGCCGGGACACGAGCUGUCUGAGCUAGAUGGCAGCCAAACAUAUCGCCCGCAACCGCAACAUCCACAGCAGCAGCAGGGGCCUCCACAGCCAUACGUACCUCCCAUAGAAGGGCAUUGGCUGCCGGAAGUACUCAAGGACAAGUCUGUCACAGACCUUCAGGAUGUCCUCAAUACUCCCAGUCUACAAUCCGCGCUCCUCGGUAGCCCUCAUACAACACAUCCAGCCAUUCCCGCAUCCGAGCAACACCUGACCCCACUGGUUCAAGCCAACAUUGCAGCGACUUCUCAAUUGAUGGAAACGGAAGCUCGGCUGGCAGCAUUACGUGAACAAACACAAUCUCGUCUACUGGCUCUACGUGCGUUGGAACAACAGCAUCGAAGUAAGAUAUCUGAAACGGAAGCUGCGUUGCGAGACUUCAGUCCCCAAGCUCUAUACCAGAGGUUGAAUGCGAGCGUACAAGAGCAGGAGCUAUUACUGAGGGGCAUUGAAGAGAGUUGGCUGGAGGAAGAUGGCAUAGCCAGUGAGCGAGAAGUCACUGAAUUUGUCAGGCGGGCGAAAGAUGCUAGGAAGACUGCUUUCAUGAGGCGAGAGCGGAAGUCCAGAUGGGACGAUGGUAGGGUGGGUGGCUGGAGGUGACGAUAGCAGGAUUCGACAGGAUCGAUCCACCGUCUGGUCGACUACGACAUAAACGAUGAGACGAAGACAUGACCAAUGACGAUACAGUCACAAGCGCAAAGCAUGCUCCAUGAAUGAGUGCAGACAGCAAAUAUGCUACACUUUCCAAAAGAGCAAUGCGGCCCAUGAGGCUUACUUCGGUCAACACUUCGGCCGAUUGAAGUGGAUUCCGAUAGUGUCGACUAUGAGAGAGAUCAAACCUCUCUGAUAAUCUUGUCGCUUUUAUUCGCAAAGCCGAUAGAUGCACCAAGGGUUAAAGGUGCAUGCUAUUAAGGACUGCUGUUUACCAGCACACGACACUGGGUCGAGCAAGCCUGCUUGCAUCCGGUCCUGACCUUUUCAGCACGUUGCUCCAUGGCCGAGGAGGGAAGACGCGAGAUCAGCCCAACGUGAACGUCAGCUAUCGAAAGUCACUAUCGAUAGCUAUCACGAUUAGACGAGAUGCCAUACUUUCACCACCAAGCCCUACCGACACAAAAGACC